Molecule: messenger RNA, 2373 nt
Organism: Hermetia illucens (black soldier fly)
Lineage: Eukaryota; Metazoa; Arthropoda; Insecta; Diptera; Stratiomyidae
Gene: Pgm2a
Product: phosphoglucomutase-2
Exons: 9
Coding region: 259-2091 (610 amino acids)
Biological process (GO): purine ribonucleoside salvage; carbohydrate metabolic process
Molecular function (GO): phosphopentomutase activity; magnesium ion binding
Source: RefSeq, a predicted model, not a curated record
UUUCAACCAAAAUUAAGAAACAUUCUAGAUUUCUAGCGAAUUGUUUUGAAUGUCAUCGAAUGUCAGUGUCAGUUUUAGGCCGUCUACGGAAAGUGGUGGUGGUAGUGUUGUUGAAUUUUAGUAAAAUAUUUGUUUUUUGUGCGGCGGCUGGUUCGUUAUUGAGAUACUCCUAUCGUAGAAAGGCUGGGAAAGCAUUCGUGAUUGCGUAGUGGAGGUGCACACAUCAAUUAGGAAGGAAGCAACAGAUCAAUUAACGCGAUGGAGUACAACAGCAACAAUGAAGUGCUGAAUGAAAAAAUUCGACAGUGGCUGGAGUGGGACAGGAACGAAACGACCUCAAACGAAAUUAAAAGUCUAUGCGAAAGUGAACAAUGGGAGGUCCUAGACAAACGAUUAUGCACGAGGUUGGCAUUUGGAACAGCUGGUCUGCGAGGACCAAUGCAAGCAGGAUUCAAUUCGAUGAAUGAUUUAGUUGUUGUUCAAACAGCCCAAGGACUAUGUAAAUAUAUUUUAAAAUGCUUCCCAGAUGAAACUGAUCGUAAACGUGGUAUUGUUCUGGGGUACGACGGGAGAUACAACAGUAAACGGUUCGCCGAGUUAUCAGCUUGUGUAUUCAUAAAUGCAGGCAUUCCUGUUUGGUUGUACAGUCGAAUGGUACCAACCCCCUUUGUACCGUUUGGGAUUUUACUUAAAAAGACUUUAGCUGGCGUGAUGGUCACUGCAUCGCACAAUCCAAAGGAAGACAACGGCUACAAAGUCUAUUGGGAGAAUGGCGCACAAAUCAUCUCACCACAUGACAAAAUGAUCCAAAGUAUGAUCCUGGAUAACUUAUGCCCAGCAGAAUCUUCAUGGGAUUGCUGUUCCCUACAAUCACCACUUUUGAAAGACCCAUACGCCGAAGUUUACAAAAUAUACUAUGAAAAGUUACUGGAUAACAUUCCACAGAAGUUCUUGGAAUGCAAUGACAGAUCGAAGGACUUGCGAUUCGUCUACAGCGCAAUGCACGGUGUAGGCUAUCCUUUUGUUAAACGCGCCUUUGAAAUUGGUCGCCUUCAACCGGCGAUUCCCGUUGCUGAGCAACAAGAGGCUGAUCCCGAGUUCCCCACCGUGAAAUUUCCCAAUCCUGAAGAAGGAAAAUCUGCGUUGGAAUUAUCCAUCAAAUUGGCGAAUGAAAAAGGAGUUACAGUAAUUUUGGCAAACGAUCCAGAUGCAGAUCGAUUAGCGCUGGCAGAGAAAAAUGAAGAGACAGGAGAAUGGAAAGUAUUCAGUGGGAAUGAAAUUGGAGCUUUACUCGGCUGGUGGGCGGUUCAAUGUUACAAGGAGAAAAAUCCUGGCGAUUCUCUCACCGAUUGUUAUUUAUUGGCAAGCACUGUCAGCUCAAAAAUACUUGCAGCAGUUGCCAAAAUUGAAGGGCUUCAUUUCGAAGAAACUCUUACAGGUUUCAAAUGGAUGGGUAAUAAAACUGUUGACCUACAAAAGGCUGGGAAGAAGGUUUUGUUCGCUUUCGAAGAGGCUAUUGGUUUUAUGUUUUCCCCAACCGUUCUAGAUAAAGAUGGAGUGAGCGCUGCGUGCCAUCUUGCCACAAUGCGAUGCUAUGUGAGGCAACAUGAGAACAUUUCACUUACACAGAAACUGAAUAAAAUAUACGAGACCUAUGGAUACCAUUCAACCAUUGUCUCAUACUAUCUUUGCUAUGACCCGGAACUGAUCAAACGAAUCUUCGAAAGGAUACGCUAUAUCAAUGGUGAUAAGGAGGAAUCGUACCCCACUUCUGUACUUGACGGGAAAUACAAAAUAUCAUCGAUCAGGGACUUAACUACAGGCGUAGACACUGCAGUGCCUGACAGAAAGGCAAAACUACCCUCGAGUUCCAGCACGCAAAUGAUAACAUUCCGCUUCGAAAAUGGCGUUGUGGUCACCCUUAGAACAAGCGGCACGGAGCCGAAAGUUAAGUAUUAUGCUGAGAUGUGCGCGCAGCCCGAAGAGAAAAACUGGACGAAUCUCCGGGAAAUACUUGCAGAAGUAGUUGAUGCGGUCGUCGAAGAGUUUCUACAGCCAAAGAUCAACAAUUUGAUACCUCGAUCCGACUAGGUGUAGCUCGUGAGACUGUCAUGUACUUGUUACCAUCAUUGUAAUUUUAAGAUCCUGUGGAAGCUGUCUGUUACCUCAGUUAUUCUAUUCCAUUCUCAAUACAUGUAUUUUAUGGCCAGUGUGGCAUACAUCCUUUUUUAAAUUAUUAGAAAGAACGUACUUACAGAUUUGUAGCCCAAAGUUCUGCGUGAUUUUUAAGAAUGUGCAUGAGGCAUUUACACUAACCAUGUAAAAAACGACGUCCGCCAAUAUUUUGCAAAAUAAAACCCACUGUAAUUCAGA